GGCAUCGGAGGCCUUUCUGGCGUUCCCUUCCCUUCCCCUGGACCCAGCUGAACCCCCUCGCACACAGCAGCCCACGAACGAAUAGCAACUAGCACGCACUUGCUGCAUAUACUAUACACACUACGCUCACAGUCCGCCACCAACUCCCUCAGGAGCCACCCAAUCGAGCGCAUUUCCAGCCCCCUCCACUCGUCCCAAAAAGCCAUGCCUCUCCCCAACACAACCAUCCUCCUCAUCCGCCACGCCGAGAAGCUGCCGUGGCACUCCGGCCUCAAACCCUCCUCCGACAUCAAAGCCGCCUACAUUGACAACCACAUCCUCUCCACAAAAGGCUACGAGCGCGCGCAAGCCCUCGUGCCCUAUUUCCACCGCCGUUCCGAAAUCACCUCUCUGGUCGCCGAGCGGCCGUGGGGCGGGAUCAUCGCACAGGCCGUGGACGAUAUCGACGGGUUUGGCAAGUCGGAGCGGCCGAAGGAGACUGUGCUGCCGUUUGCGGAGAGUGAGGGAAUAAAAGGUGUGGUGCCGUUUGUGACGUACCGGAAGGCGCUGGUGAAGGAGAUGGUUGGGAAAUUGUUGGGCGGCGGUGGGGGGGAGUAUGAGGGCAGGACGGUACUGGUGUCGUGGUGUCAUCAGAUGAUGAGCGAUAUUGUGAAAGCAUUGGGGGUCAAGGAGGAGCUGGUGCCGGUAUGGGAUAAGAAGCGGUUUGAUGUGACGUGGGUGGUCAAGUUGAACGGGGAUAGGGGGUCUGUGGAGUUUGAGCAGUUGCCGCAGAGGCUGCUGUAUGGCGAUGGGGAUUCCAUCAUCCCGUUGAAGAAGGGGGAUUAGAUCUGGAUCUGGACUGGAUGUCCGGGCGGAUGGGGCACGAGCGAACCGGUAGAGUAGGGAUUUGCAUACAGUUCCACCGGCGUAGCAUGUAGAGUUUUCACAUACAUUUUCUCACUUUUAAUACUCGCAUUUGUACAUCUUUCCUCACAUCAUCGGGCUCUGGAUGUUCAAUUCUGUCGGAUAUGGACUUGAGGUUGAUUGUAGCGGAAAGCUCUGAUGCCGAGAAGCCUCUCUCUCUGGACUGUGGAAGCAGUGCGGAACGCGUUAGUCCCAG
This is a messenger RNA of Fimicolochytrium jonesii, 1099 nucleotides long. RefSeq lists its product as uncharacterized. NCBI's taxonomy places the organism in Eukaryota, Fungi, Chytridiomycota, Chytridiomycetes, Spizellomycetales, Powellomycetaceae. The record is from RefSeq and is a predicted model, not a curated record. The transcript has a single exon. Bases 205 to 825 code for a protein of 206 amino acids.